AUGGGAAUUUCUGCACACACAAAAACAUUGAAAAUUUUAGACGCUCUCUACGCCGUUGUAAUUUUAGUCUUAUCAGGCAUCGCCUACACUAGCAUCUGCUUCCCAGAAAACCACAUAAACGGUAUUUUUUACACAGAAGUAAUCGAUAAUUGGAAAAUGCUCAGCAUUUAUGAUAUAGUCACAGUUAAUAGUUCACAGUCUUGUCCGUUUGGAUAUGACGAAAUUAACCGUGUAGCUCAGUGGCCUGGCACAAAUGAAGGGUGCUAUUGUUCUUAUAAUGGAGAUGUUAUAGAUUCGCCAUGCACUUCAAGCCAAACUAAGCAAGGAUGUACAGCAGUAUCAAGCACUGCACCUUUUAAUAUGAGGGUCUGGAGGGGAAGAGUGCUAUGUGUAUGAAGAGGAGGGACUUCAGCGUACUGGGCGCCUGUGGCUGGUAAUGAGAGCUGCCCUUCGUUAACUGACAUAUAUGAUCAUGAAGUUGAAUUUAUAAAAUGCGCCACAGGAGAAUUUCAGCUUUGCCAAGAAUCUAGUUUAGGAUGUCCUAUAAACAAAGUUUUACUACAAAAUUCAAGUGAUCCUCGACCUGAUGGCUACUCAAAUUCUUUAUAUUUUGGUGAUGAUUUAGUUCUCUAUUAUGGAAUAGGGGAUGAAGAUUCUACUGAUUUGCCUAUUAUAGAUAUAGCAAUAACACAAGGAAACCCUUGUUUUGAAAGCGAAAGCGGAGACUCUAAGUCUUAUUACCCACUUCUCAAAGAAACCCCAGAAGAAUGCACCAUUACUGACGAUAGGUUUGUUACAAUUGAUUCUUUAUCUGAAGAAAGCUAUUAUCAAGACAACGACAACCAAGAUAUUUUAAGCUUACCUGAGUUUACCUUAGAAGAAAACUCCUUAUAUUAUUUAUCAUACCGACGGUCCAUUCUCUGAAAAAAGGUCUGCCAAACCCGUUAUUUUACCAGAGAAAAACUGCACAGAUAUGAUGACCCUCUACACGAAGUCUAUGGUCUCCAGCUCGCGUUACUUAUAGUUGAUAGUAUUUUUGCCUUUUAUUUUAUAAUAGUAGGCCCAUUAUUAUACUGGUGAUGUUAUAGGCGGUCUGAAGAAGACUUGACAGAAUUUGACAAGCCUUUGCUUACUCUGACGAUUCUGGAAGUUUUUUGUAAAAUUUUAGUGAUACCGUUUUUGCUAUGUGCUUGUGUAGUUUGUGGGUAUUAUAGAAAUUGGUAUAGAGAUUUAGACUAUAGAGUAUGCAGUGACCCAUUGACUGCAGCUGGGCUGAAAUUUGUGGAUUAUGUGCUUACUGAUCCUUAUAGGCUGAAUUGGGCUCAUUUUGGGGUAACAUUAUUUAUGCUGCUGCUACAAAUCAUAGUGUGGAUUAUGCUGUUUGUGAAAAGGACAAAGGAUAAUUUUGGAUAA
Molecule: messenger RNA, 1413 nt
Organism: Blepharisma stoltei
Lineage: Eukaryota; Ciliophora; Heterotrichea; Heterotrichida; Blepharismidae
Source: the annotation of a GenBank genome assembly